Molecule: messenger RNA, 1325 nt
Organism: Arabidopsis arenosa
Lineage: Eukaryota; Viridiplantae; Streptophyta; Magnoliopsida; Brassicales; Brassicaceae
Source: the annotation of a GenBank genome assembly
AGGACAGAUCUCUGCUUCAUCCGCCGAUCAACCGCUUCCCACCGCCGGAAUUAUGAAUCCCGAGUAUGACUAUCUUUUCAAGCUCCUGCUUAUCGGAGAUUCUGGUGUUGGGAAAUCAUGUCUACUCUUGAGAUUUUCUGAUGAUUCGUACAUUGAGAGUUACAUAAGCACCAUUGGAGUUGAUUUUAAAAUUCGGACUGUCGAACAAGAUGGGAAGACGGUUAAGCUCCAAAUUUGGGACACUGCUGGUCAAGAGCGGUUCAGGACUAUUACCAGCAGUUACUACCGGGGGGCACAUGGAAUCAUAAUUGUUUAUGACGUCACAGACGAAGAGAGCUUCAAUAACGUGAAGCAGUGGUUGAGUGAAAUCGAUCGUUAUGCGAGUGACAGCGUGAACAAACUCUUGGUUGGGAACAAAUGUGAUCUUGCUGCAAACAGAGCAGUUCCAUAUGAAACAGCCAAGGCUUUUGCGGAUGAAAUUGGAAUUCCUUUUAUGGAGACGAGUGCAAAAGAUGCCACCAACGUGGAACAGGCUUUCAUGGCCAUGGCAGCGUCCAUCAAAGACAGAAUGGCAAGUCAACCAGCUGCGAACAAUGCAAGACCGCCAACGGUGCAGAUCAGAGGACAGCCAGUUCCCCAGAAGAACGGCAACACUGGCUCUACUCCUCAAUUGCUUCCUGAUCAAGUUCUUAAGCUUAAGCAGCUCACUGUCCUUACUCUGGCGGAGAUAAACAAGGUACUACCAUAUGAUUUACUGAUGGUCGAGUUAGAUAUCACAAACGUACGCGAGCUCGAAGACUUUCUUAUCAAUGAAUGCAUGUACGCGGGUAUAGUUAGAGGAAAACUUGAUCAGUUGAAAAGAUGUUUUCAGGUUCAGAUUAAAGCUGGUAGGGAUCUAAGGCCAGGACAACUUGGGAAUAUGAUGCACACACUGGAUAAUUGGUACCGCCUUCGAUCUAUAUUUAUCUCUUCUUCUUUGGACCCUAGGAUUCUGUGUUCUGUAUUAUUAGAAGAUCUCAAACUUGACGUUAGAAUCUUUGAGUAAUAUGUCAUAUCUCACUCCCCUACUGUUGAGAUUUUAUGUGAGAGUCCCUUCUCAUGAAAGAGUUUUUUCGCCUUGAUUUUGGAGUCAUUUUAUAUGUGUGCACAUAAUUCAUGUUUAGGUUUCGAUUCAAGAUAAGAUAAAAUGAGUGAGGUGGACAAUAGAAGUCGAAAGGAAGUAAAAGAGAGGGUGGAGGAAGUGAAAAAAUCUCUUUCUAUGAAGGUACCAGUAGUUUGUGGCUUUUCAUCAUUGAUUAAGUUGUCAAUCAACCUGUGAUAGUCUG